Molecule: messenger RNA, 624 nt
Organism: Diaporthe batatas
Lineage: Eukaryota; Fungi; Ascomycota; Sordariomycetes; Diaporthales; Diaporthaceae
Exons: 1
Coding region: 1-624 (207 amino acids)
Biological process (GO): protein import into nucleus
Cellular component (GO): nucleus; cytosol
Molecular function (GO): nuclear import signal receptor activity
Source: RefSeq, a predicted model, not a curated record
AUGUCGCAACCGCUGUUCGGCCUCGUCCCGGCGGGCCUGCCUGUCAUUACUCAGCCAACCGAGACCCCUUCGCAGACAUCCUUCAUCUACAGCAUAUCAACCACCCCAAAGUCCUUCAGCCACGUCGUCAUCUUCCUGUUGCCCGGCGUCCUCCUGCCCAGCAAUACCGCCGCGGCAAUCUACCUCGUUACCCCGCCCGACCGCUCGCAGGGCCAGGACGUUCCCAACUCAAAGUUUCUGGGCGGCGUGGGCCCCGGCAAGGAGUCCGCCAUCUUCAAGCUCAACGAGUCGUCGCUGUCCGCCCCCUCGGCCGGCCAGAUCGUCCUGGGGAUCAGCAUCGAGGACGCCGGCUCCGUGGCGAGCCGCAUCACAGAGCUGCAGGCCGCCAAGUCGACAUCGCUCGCCCUGGUCCCCGCCGGCGUCGCCGCCGCGGCCAGGGCCCAGCAGCCCAGCACCCUCGUCCUCGCGCAGCGUAUCAUCAAGAACGCCUUCAACUUCCUCUCCAGCUUCUCCGGCCAGGCCGGCCAGGUCGAGGUCGUCCCGAUGAAGGCCUUUGAGGACUGGUGGAAGAAGUUCGAGAGCAGGGUGCGGAGCGACCCGGGCUUCCUCGAGAGGGACGACUGA